Suillus fuscotomentosus is the source of this 216-nucleotide messenger RNA. RefSeq lists its product as uncharacterized. Gene Ontology annotation, biological process: mitotic cell cycle. NCBI's taxonomy places the organism in Eukaryota, Fungi, Basidiomycota, Agaricomycetes, Boletales, Suillaceae. The record is from RefSeq and is a predicted model, not a curated record. The transcript has a single exon. Gene Ontology annotation, cellular component: nucleus; chromosome, centromeric region. The annotation marks the transcript as partial.
AAAACACUUUUGGAAUCCCACACGGACAUUGCCUUCGACUUUUUCGAGACAUGGUCCCUUCACAACAUAUUCGCCAUUCCUGCCGAUCUUUCUGUCGUCGUCCCUCACCAAGAGAACCUCGAUCUCGAUUGCCCUCCAGAACGUGAAACAGAACUCAUGACAGAGAUAAACGAGUUGCGAAGAAAACUAGGUGCUGUACGAGCAACGGGGCUGCUA